This is a messenger RNA of Rhipicephalus sanguineus (brown dog tick), 4464 nucleotides long. Its product is annotated as lymphocyte antigen 6D. The record is from RefSeq and is a predicted model, not a curated record. The coding region runs from base 31 to 690 and encodes 219 amino acids. Lineage: Eukaryota; Metazoa; Arthropoda; Arachnida; Ixodida; Ixodidae. The transcript is spliced from 3 exons.
GCUAUGCUAUCGCCUGCGUUCUAAUCGACUAUGGAAGACUGCCCACAAAACAAUAUAGGUUUCUACGUUACGUGCCGUGCACCUCAUUCACCAGCAUCUAAGUCUCAUUUCAUCGUCGCUCAAAACGAUCCAGCGCUGUCAUUUUUCAAGCGUUGGAAUGUGAACAGCACGUGCUGGUGCAUUAUUAUCAGCAUGGUCAUCUUCGUAACAGGUUCGGGUGUGCGUGGUUCUCCAGGACGCGGAGCGGCGGCCGCGGCCACCGGUGGAAACCCGUCGUCGGCCGUGGUGGCCGCGGCGGAAGAGCGACAGAACCUAACCUGCUACUCCUGCAACUCGCAGCUAGAAGGCGAGGGCUGCCGCUUCCCGCACAACAUGAGUCUCGCCAUGAGGCGCACCUGCCCGCCGUCGCACCGAUUCUGCACGGUGACCCGCGUGGACUACAGCGUGGACCCGGGCGGUGCGAUGCGGGCCUUCUCGAUCGAGCGUAGCUGCAGCGAGCACUGCACCACCGAGUGCGUGGCGGUGGGAGAGCGGCUGCGGCUCUACAUGUGCCGCUCGUGCUGCUCCGAGAGCCUCUGCAACACGGGCAACGAGGCCCGCGCCCUGCUCGAAGAAGGGGGCCGAGCCCUGCUGGCCUCGCGUCGGCUCACCGUGCCCCUGCUCGCACUCCUGGUGGCCGCGUGCCUGUGAACCGCCGAACUUGUUGAGGGGAAGACGGGCACUUCUCGCAGUUCAUAUAGUCACGAGAACUAUAUAGUGUGUCCUAGAUAUAGAAUAUCUAUUCAGGCUUUGCGUUGCGAAGAAGAGCCGUAACGUUCUCGCGUCCUACGUCAUGUGCCAGUUUUUUCGCGCUUUGUUCUACGAAGAUUCCCUUACGGCUUGCCCGAAAGUUCGGUGUUGUUGUAUAUAUAGAGGUCCGCGCGUAGUCUGACGCUUGGCUGGCACGUUCGUUUGAAUCUAGCGAAAUUACUGUUACGCUGCGGAAACUUAAUUGGACGAACACUGUAUAGGAGUAGUCGGCAUGUUAUUGUUAGCGCCGAUCGAAUGUCGCCCGUUGUUGCGUCGUUCAUUGUGUUCGACCAAGUUGCGUGCAAUGCAAAUCCGAUUUCGCAGUGUUCGUGCUAUAUGCGAUUUUGCCGCGCGACGUAAAGCCAGCACGUGGCUCUUAUCGAGGAUUUAGUUAUGCACACCCUAUAGAGAGAAACGCAGCGAAAGGGGUGCAUCUAAAUGUACAGCUGCGUCGGGCACAUAGAAACAUGCGCGACGUACGAGUCUUGGCUUGAACUAUAACAAAAAAAAAAUAUCUUUUUAGAAAGCAGCGAGGUCACCAAAGUUUCAGCGCACGUUCUCGCUGUGUUCUCUCUCGUUUUGGUAUGGAUCAUGCAACAGAUCUCGCUUAUGUGCGCCUUCUCUUCUUACUGGACGUAUUUCUUAGUUCCAUGGUCGCAGUAUACCGUGUCGUAUACAAACUUGUACCGUGUGUUCCACGCUUACAGCGAACUAAAAUAAAAUGUGGCUUCGAACUAGACGAAGAAAGCAUAUACGCGCGGAGUCCGGUUGACGGGCCGUGAACCAGAGUGUUCACAUUUUCCCCAACCCCGCGAAGGGACGCGCACCACGAUGCCCACAUCCUUGCGAGUUUGCGAGUUUGUAUGUUUAAAACCCCGCGAAAUACUCGUGAUGGGAGCGUGUGAGCGAUGUCAGGCGAUGGUCUCGACUUACGGCCGUCGCGCAGACCAUUGUGAUGGGAUCACCAUUUUACAGAGCCGCCAUUUUACAAGCCGCUCGGUGAUCGGCAUGAUAUGUGGCACCCGCGAAACCGUGAUCUCGAAGUGUGACGCAGUCUUGGAAGAGACGUAUAACUCGUCGCUUGAUUCUCAUGGCCCAUCGCGAGACAUCAUCUUAAAGGAAGCGGCGCACCUGCGACCUAGCUCCCUGGGGAGAUGGGAAAUGUGGUCAGGGGGUUUCAGUUUGCAAAGUCAUUCUUUCGUUAUUUGCCAUUUGUCGUGCUAGCUUUUCGCUAUUACAUUCGCUAUCCUGAUUGGCCACCACUCGUACUCAGAAACCAUUCUGUACACCGUUUCAUCCAUUUCCUUGAUUUUAUUCUUUGUUCAAUGUACUUUCAUUAAAUGGACCAACGCGGUGCCCCCAUUGCACAGUAUUAGCUCGAUCCCUAUAGGUUAUCAGAUAAGUACAGGCACCGUUGACCAAUGCUUUUGAUUGUUCCCGUGUUUCACUGCGGUUACAACCUUCAAUCUCUAAAAAAUAAUAUUUAGUUGUGUGCAGUGUAGCGAAAGCUAUGGGUUACACGUAUUGUUUACCCAGCAGGAAAAAAAAACAAAAAAAAAACGGAACAAAGACUCCUCCAUUUCGAUUGAGACCUUCGCGUGACUGUGCCGACUGAACUUUAGGGAUCAGCCGGGCGCAAUGGAAGAAUUUUUAUCCCUUUAAUCACCUUGAACAAACAGCCCUCACUGCGUGGUUAUUGACUGGCCGACACGAACUCUAGUCUUCGCUGCGCUGCGCACAUUUGGUGGGAUGGGGCUCAGUGUACGUGCGAAGAAUACUGGGAGGAGAGGGUGGCCGCAGAACUUAGUCGAAAAUCAGUGUUGUGACGUUUGCUCGAUUAACUGUUUUACAUGCGCUCCCGUUGUGCUGCUGUAAAAGAUCGCUUGUACAAUAAAUAGGCGUUAGGUGCCGCGUUUUUGAAGUCCGUAUAUUGGUGAUUGCAUGCUACUCCGCAUAUUUCAUCUCGAUGUGAAAUAGGCUGUUUCUUGGGUGAGAUUUAUAGGCGAGCUGAAAGCUGUCAUAGCGACGCCGCUGCACCUGUAGUUAACCCGGCUAUAGGUAUACACAGAACGGUGCGUAGGACUUAAGCGCAUAGAACGGUCUUUGCUCGAUAGCUCUGAGAUUCGCGUCAGACGCGAGAAGGGUCUGAACGUGAAAGGUUAGCCGCUACUGAUUUGGAACCGCGCUCGUGCUAUACCAGGCUGCAUUUAAUGACGACUUCUGCAAGUCACGCACGCAGCUGUAUGCUAACAGGCGUGACGCGCACACGCGCAUCAGUUGUCAGGGUCUUCAAGCGUCUACAAGUGCCAUAUAUUUAUAACCGUUCGUGUGUUGUAUAUUUGUUAUUCUUGUCGACACUUCGUAGCCAGAGGGAUCAUGAAACGUUAUUCAUGUUACAUGCACUGGCGUAAAUCCCGGGGGGUUCAGGGGGUCCUGACCUCCCUUGUGUUCAGGCUGGGGGGACACCCCUUGCAAGUGUCCCUCCCCCCUUGAGAUUUAUCUUCCAAACAUUAUAUAUUUGAAUCGCUUGACUGUUAAGUAUAGUGCAUUCAACUUUAUUUAAUGCCUGUUUGUUUUGUAGUGUGUACUUGUGUUCAGUAUCCCUCAGCUGUGUGAGACUUGAAAUCGCAACUGCCGCUCGACCGGUUUCAGAGCAGACUCAAUAGAACAAUGCAAUUACGCGAGCCGGGAAGCCAUGCUAGUCGUUUGAUUUCAUUUUAAAAAUUUUUUUAUUUUUAUAUAAGAAACAAAAUGGCCGCCAUGGCAAGAUAUUUGUCCCCCCUUGUGAUUUACGCCGCUGGUUACAAGUAAUUUUGUGGUUUUUACGUGCCAAAAUCACGAUGUGAUUAUGAGGCGUGUCAUAUAAUGGGGGAGUCCGGAUUAAUCUUGACCACCUGUCAUUCUUUAAAGUGUUACUUGGACGUACACAGGCGUUCUUUCAUUUUGCCCCCAUCGAAAUGCGGCUACUGUGGCCGGGAAUCGAACCUGCGUCCUCGACCUUAACAGCACGACACCUUACCUGUCAAGCUACCCCGGCGGGUGCUAUACUCAAGGUCCAGCAAGAAAACCUUAGACUAUGUGAGCAAAAUGGGCUGUCCGCUCUUCGCGCAGACACAAAAUAGCGCUAAAAGCGUACAGAAUAAUUAAUGUUUGGGGGCUUUAUGGUGCGCAAAGCUGCAAGCGCAAGGGUGCACAGUGUUUCAAAUGCACCGUAGUGUCGUUCAUGAGCGUCGCAUCGUAGGCGCAUUCGUUGCCGGGCAUACUGCAGUAACGCUCGAGAGCUCCAUAAAUAACAUCCGAGGGUCAAAGCAAUCCUGUAUUGUUUGGAAUAUUACUGCCUCGGGGAACAGAAAAUCGAUUCACCGGACCCAUCAACAGCUUAGGUGAUACCGGCCUAUGCAAAGUGUGUACUUUAUUGCUAGUUUUAGAGCGCAGCUUUUAGGCGCCCGUUCCUGCGUUGAGCGGCGUCGCCGUUGCCGUCGGUGGCGUAAUCGAUAGACAUGAAAAAAAUAAAAUGAGAGAGAAAUAACCAGGAUCGAAUGGGAUUUGAAGCCGGGCUCUCUGCGUGGCGGGCGAGUAUUCUACCACAGAGCCACGCUGGUGCUUGAAACUCAUUUGCAAAAAGACCCGACACAUGUAUAGGGUCUUUUUGCAAAUGCGACAUGAUGCCUGCAG